Molecule: messenger RNA, 1740 nt
Organism: Alternaria alternata
Lineage: Eukaryota; Fungi; Ascomycota; Dothideomycetes; Pleosporales; Pleosporaceae
Product: glutamate-cysteine ligase regulatory subunit
Exons: 2
Coding region: 343-1263 (306 amino acids)
Biological process (GO): glutathione biosynthetic process
Cellular component (GO): glutamate-cysteine ligase complex
Molecular function (GO): enzyme regulator activity; glutamate-cysteine ligase catalytic subunit binding
Source: RefSeq, a predicted model, not a curated record
CGUCCAUUGCCAUAUCCCCGCUAUCGCCAUCCAAAUUUGUAGAUAUACCCAAUGGGCUUUAUGCGCAUGCACUUCUGAUUCUCGCCUUCUGCUUUGUUCCCAUCUGCCAUUCAGCCUUUCCGCGCUACUGCAAAUCCGACGCGACUGCCUUCCCAAGACGGCCCACCCGCUGACAAACGUUCACUGUCCCCGUCUCGCGACUCGAAUAACCCCGAAGAGUCACCAUCCCAGAACACACACAAUAAGCUUUCGUCGUCAGAGGCCUUCUAUCUUGCGUCAUUGUUCAGCCUCUUGAGCUGGCCAACCACAAUCAUGAAGCUCAUACUCUCUACCUCGAAUACCAUGUCCGGUGGUCCUUCCGUAAUAAGACGACCCUUCUUCGAGAAAUCAAACACCGAACUCACUUCCUCCCUCCGCGCAAACUUCGCCGCCCACCAACCCUCUCCAACGCCCUCCAAAACAAACUACGCAACGUGGACCACCAAGGCCGACUCAGCCUUAUAUGUACCCACGCAUACACCAUCACCUCUUGCUGAACCCCGAGAAUCAUACGACAUCACAGUCAAACUAUUCUACCUCCCCAACAUACCCACAGACCGGCGCUGCGCACAAACACGGGAAGCGAUAGAGCUCGUACUGAAGGAACUGGGUACAUCAUCUAUAGAUCUCCUGAUCGUAAGCUUCCCAGGAAUAACAUUCGACGCCGACGAUGAAGAUUCCGAUCUCGACGAUGACGAUCCGCCUUCGCCCCCAUCUGCGACACAAUCCACCUCCGAGAACACUGCGGGCGACUGCCCCGAAGCCGGGGCACCACCAGAAGACAUAGAAACCAUGGUAACAACAUGGCGCUCGCUCGAGAAACUCCACGCAGAAGGUCUCGUAUCAAAACUUGGAAUUGCGGAAUUCGGCGUCGCGCGCCUGACCAAGUUCCUCGAACAAACAAAGAUAAAACCAAGUGUGAAUCAGAUCAAUGUCAGGGACUGCUGUGUUGUACCCAAACCUUUGAUACUAUAUGCUAAGCAACAGCAAAUCGAGCUGCUGACACAUAAUGACUGCACCAACAUCCUACCGCGCGGGACACUACGACAAAUACUUGGAUCAGGUGAAGAAGGUUCGGGUGUGCUGGCAGGAAAUGGAAAUGAUGAGGGUCUCAGGGGCGAUGUCGAGCCGCAGUGGGUAGUCAAAUACACCGCCGUUGUCAAAGAUAGGGGUGUUGUGGAAAGUAAAGGCUAUUUCGCCGUAGCAGAGUUGAGGGACUCAUGAGGAUGCUUUCUCACGGCAAGAUUACGAUCACACGAAUCGACUACACGACUUGCAUCUCUCCAGUUACCAAGUUUCAUGUGUACAUAUGUUGGGGUCUGCUCACUAUCUCCUUACAUGUUCUUGUGUAUGGCAUUGUAUGCUGAAUAGACGCCCAAGAUGCCGCACCCCUUACACUUCAAGGAUGCCCCGCCCGCCCCAAGAUUCGCUCCUAGUAACGGGUUGCCGCACUUCUUACAUGUCGGCUCAAGGAUGCCAAUGUUAUCGAUUUCCACAGAUUUUGAUGGCGAGCGAUCUGCUCCGGUCUUGCCCCCCUUAUUUGUGAAUUUGGUCGAGUCAGACAUAGUGGUUCGCUUGGUGUUGGUAUCAGGAUCCUUGGAAAUUUUCAGGCGUUUGGAAAGGAGUUGAAUGAUCUCGCUGGUAGGUAUGUGUUGUCGGUAAGAAGUCGUUGGGAGCUAUGCGGUAUAUAUACAUCAAGUC